Molecule: messenger RNA, 1770 nt
Organism: Pseudonaja textilis
Lineage: Eukaryota; Metazoa; Chordata; Lepidosauria; Squamata; Elapidae
Source: RefSeq, a predicted model, not a curated record
UCCUUCUCUGAGGAGCGACAGUUCCCCAGCUUCCUAGUCAGCCGGCAGCCAAACAGGUUCUUCCCCAGCCUGAGACAGUGCGACCAAGGCGCAGGGCAGAGGAACGUGCGUGGGGGACGCUGUUAGAGAAGCCGAGCCGAACCGGCGCGCCCUGGCCAUGAAGACUUCGGGAGCGGGCGGAGACGCGCGUCUCUUGACCGCGAUCGUCUUCGCCCUGCACUUGCGGUUGGCUGCCGGCGUGUGCCCGUGUCAGGAUCCCGCGCUUUGCAAGCCUAUCUCCAGCCCCAGAGACUUCGAGGUCUUUGUAUUUGAUGUUGGUGGGAAGACCUGGAAAUUUUAUGAUUGGACACAAAUUACAACAGUGGCAACUUUUGGAGACCAUGACCCCGAGCUUAUAUGUUAUGCUCAUUCAAAAGGAUCCAGGGUUGUUUUAAAAGGAAAUAUAUCUGUGAAGAAAAUUUUAAAACCUGCUGUUCGAAUAGCCUGGAUAAAACAAAAUAUUGACCUGGCUAAAAAGCAAUACAUGGAUGGAAUCAAUAUAGACAUUGAACAAGCAGUUAAAAAAUCCUCAGCUGAAUAUUAUGCAUUAACUGCUUUAGUUAAAGAAACAACAGAAGUUUUUCACAAAGAAAUUCCUGGUUCUCAGGUAACUUUUGAUGUGCCUUGGUCUCCUGAAUGUAUAGAUGGUAGAUGUUACAACUAUACCGGAAUUGCUGACUCCUGUGAUUUUCUGUUUGUGAUGUCUUAUGAUGAACAGAGUCCAUUGUGGUCCAACUGCAUAGCAGGGGCCAAUGCCCCUUACAAACAAACUUUAUUGGGUUAUUACCAGUAUAUUCGCAUGGGCAUUAAUCCAAAGAAACUGGUGAUGGGUGUGCCAUGGUUCGGCUAUGAUUAUAUAUGCUCAAAUUUAUAUAAGGAUCACGUUUGCUUCUUUGCAAAGAAUGUUUUCCCAGGGGCUCUGUGCAAUAAUGUCAUAAGACAAAUCCCAUAUAGAAUCAUCAUGACAUUGGAGAAGACUUCUACUUCUGGCAUCCUGUGGGAUGAGGAACAAAAAGCUCCUUUUUUAGAGUACAAGGACUCAAAUGGUGCUUUUCAUCAACUGUGGUUUGACAAUGCCAAGAGUAUUUCUCUGAAAGCAGCCUAUGCGAAAGAACGUGGUCUGAGGGGCAUUGGGAUGUGGAAUGCAAAUUGCCUGGAUUACUCGGCAAGCAUUGCAGCUCAACAGCAAAGGGAAGCAAUGUGGAAAGCCUUGAAAGGCGCAAAAUUUAUGCAAGAGCCAGACUUGAAUUCAGACAACAGUGAAUGAUUAAGUUAGUUUUUUAAUGGGUACAGCAUAAUGCAGUAAAAAGCUGUGAAGGCUACUUGCUGUUCAUUUACCUUGUUCCAUUAUGAGAUACGUGCCAUGUUUCUCAGGGUUAAGGUGUUUUAUUUAUUUCUCCAUAAGAAAAAGAAUUUACAUCAAUCAUUCUAACAUUGUCCUUUAAUUUUAGGAAAGGGAAAAUACAUGUCAUAAAUACAGCAAAUAAAGUAUUUUUUAUAAUUACAUAAAAGCUUUUUGCUUAUGACUGAUAAAAUCAAUAACUGGAGGGGAAGAGAAGAGAGUGAAAAAUGGUUGCAUCGAUGAACAGUUUUUAAUUUACAGUUUGGUUCAGAAUAUGUUGCUCUAGUGAAGUAGAAUAACCUUUUUUUGUAGCAGCUUUAAUUUUUCAGAUUAUGUAUAAUUGUUUUCCAGAAUCAAUCCCUAGUAAUUGUGGCAAUUGAAAAUGGCAA